Klebsormidium nitens is the source of this 1095-nucleotide messenger RNA. Lineage: Eukaryota; Viridiplantae; Streptophyta; Klebsormidiophyceae; Klebsormidiales; Klebsormidiaceae. The record is from the annotation of a GenBank genome assembly.
UUGAAUAUGUCUCAGGUAGUGCUAUUGUGUCGGGGGAAUAUCAGCAAGGCAUUCAGCCAGCCAUGGAAGGACAAUCCUCAAGACUGAAGAGAGCUCAGUUGUGAGGCGCAAGGUGCAACUGCAACCUCACGCAGAAGAAGCAGCUGGCUUCCACUUAGGUUUGAAGUGUUACGGCCUGUACCUUUGCGGAGGUCCUUACAACUUUUUCGCCCACGCUUGUGGAGGCUUUGCGGUUCCGUGUUUUGCUAGAUUUCCAGGGCACCAUGAUCAACCUUUUUUCUCUCAAGAAAAAGCAAGAAGCUGCAAAAGAAGCGAAUGAUGGACGGCCGCCUGUGAAGAAGCAAUCUGCAGGAGAGUUGCGAGUUCAAAAAGAUAUCAGCGAAUUGGUACUCAGCAAAACCACAUCAAUCACUUUUCCAAAUGGGAAAAACGACCUCCUUAACUUCGAAAUCACGAUAAAACCGGACGAGGGGUACUACACGGGGGGCACCUUCGUCUUCAGCUUUUCGAUACCGACCAUCUAUCCUCACGAAGCACCGAAAGUGAAGUGCAAAACGAAGGUCUACCACCCAAACAUCGACCUGGAGGGCAACGUUUGCCUGAAUAUUCUGAGGGAAGACUGGAAACCCGUCCUUAGCAUCAGCUCCAUCAUCUAUGGCUUGCAAUAUCUCUUCCUGGACCCAAACCACGACGAUCCGCUCAACCACGAGGCAGCGGAAGUAUUGCGGGACAAUCCGAGGCAGUUUGAGUCAAACGUAAAGAGAUCAUUAGCGGGUGGCUACGUGGGGGGCCAUCACUUCCCACGCUGCAUAUAGACGCUGCCGCAGACCGGGUCCUUGUAUACGUGUCAUUGUCAGGGGGAAGGAUCGAACUGUACAAAAAUGCUUUGUCAUCCAUAACUGCGUACUAGACGACCAAUUUGCUUGCUGCCAUGCAGGUCUGUGGCCUUAUCUGGAUCCAUUUAUGUCAAGCUAGCAAGUCGAGCAUAAUGGUUGAGAGCUUCCUGAUUGCGACAGGUUUCUUCAGUCCUCCUAAACCACUGCUCAACUACGGCUGCAAAAUUGAAGAAACUGGCUUCCGCCGGACGGCUACACA